This is a messenger RNA of Talaromyces proteolyticus, 741 nucleotides long. RefSeq lists its product as uncharacterized. The coding region runs from base 1 to 741 and encodes 246 amino acids. The transcript has a single exon. NCBI's taxonomy places the organism in Eukaryota, Fungi, Ascomycota, Eurotiomycetes, Eurotiales, Trichocomaceae. The record is from RefSeq and is a predicted model, not a curated record.
AUGCCUGAGUCAUUCCGCCAAUGGCGCGAAGAGAAGAGGCCUUCCUUACAAGAACGCCGUCCGCCCACGCUCACUGUCGACACUGCCAUGGAUAUCGACAUGGUUGACUCCAAACUCCUCCAGAACGGGGACAACCUAUCACCAUGGCCUGCCAGUGCAAGAAAAAAGGACUCAAGCCGCUCGCAGCCUUCGCCGAUACCGCACAGCCUCGUCAACGAAUCCCUCUCUAUAAGCGGAGGUCGCACUGCUACCCCGAUCUACGGUCACUUCACAGUCAACAUGCGUCCGGAGCGGAUGAACGAAAUACCUCAUACAAGUAACGUGCUUUGUCCUCCAACAAUCGGGGAUGAGGCGGACUGGUGGCGCCGCAGACGGCUUCCGAGUCCUAUCAGUGAAUCGGGGGACUUCCUCGAGGAGCAUUUUAGUGAGCCGCAGACUCCUGAUUAUCUAGAUAGCACAGAUAAGCUCGUCUGGCCUGAUUCUCCGUCAUCGAUGGAAGUCGAAGACGAUUCACUCUUGAAGAAUACCUACCUGCAAGUUCCGGAGCAGAUACUAGAAAUACCUGCUCGUCUACAUAGCGAACAUCAGACGGAAGCUAAGCCGCAGCACGUCGAACCAGUCGCGGAGCCAGCACCUGCACCGAGAAAAGGGAAGAUUGGCUUUUCUAUGGGCUAUCGAGCAGACUGUGAGAAAUGUCGAAUGAAGAUUCCGGGGCAUUACAGUCAUAUCGUUCGGGCAUGA